AUGACGGACUUCAACACCUGCCCUUUCUGCCAAUAUCGUGGAGACGACACGUACGCCAUACAGCUUCAUAUCGAAGAGCGGCAUACCGAAGACUCACCAUGGGUCGUGAAGGAUGAUACGAUACCACCACCGAAAGCACCUCUUCGACAAGCUGUACCUUCUGGCAGCAGCUCAGACAGCGAGGAGAACCCAUGGAUCAAAUGCACCCGCCCGCAAUGUAAUGAGUACAUCCUCGUCGCAGACCUGGACGACCACUAUGAGAUGCAUCAGGCGGUCGACCUCGCAGACGCAGAGGAAGCAGCCGCGACAAAAGGUGGCAAACGCUCAGCCCCUCGUCAGGAGGAGUCCCACCGCAGCCCACGCAAGCAUCCUCGCUCACAGCGACCAGAGUCACCUCGAAGCAGUCACGGACGUAAUAUUCUGGACUACUUCAGUGGUAACUCCUCCGUCGGCCGCCCACCACCCCAGCAUCGCAGGAUUAAGGAGCCGCGGGAGCCAGGGCGGUUAGGCAGGCGGGAGUUGGGUCCGCAUGCGUAUGAGAAGCGCAUGCCGGAGCAGGUUCGUCGUAGUCUGCUUCGUGACGCUGAACCGUACGAGAGCAAUCGCAUUGGUAGGGAUGGCAAACUCCAACGAGAGAUGACAGUCGACAAUGAAACAAGGGGUCUGAUACCCAUUCUAGCCGACGUCUGCGCGCUGGAUAAGUCGACGACAGCUAGUUACUUCUGUGACCCAAGCGUACGGCAUGUGUUCAAGCUCCGCUGCGACGGCAACUUCUGCGGCUACUGGAACAUACAGAUGCUGCUCUCAUACCUCUACGCUCAACAACAGACCAGCGAAAACGACAGACCGCGUUCCCUGCCCAACAUCAUUGAGAUCCAAGAGACCAUCGAGCGGGCCUGGGAUAACGGCAUCUGUACCUACGGCCGCAUCGAAACCGGAGGCGUCCUGAAUACUCGUAAAUGGAUCGGCACGCAUGAAGCUCUCGCAUACUUCACGGAGGCUGGCUUACCCGUCGAGGCGCUCGCCUUCCGCGAAGAUGAGGAGCCACAAAACAAGAAGUCCACCAACGCUCAACCGGCCGUAGUCUCACUCAUAGACCAUGUGGAAGCCUACUUCAUCUCCGCCCAUGAACAGCCCGGCACCAAACACCAUGGGACAUCGCACAUUACCAACCUUCCACCGCUCUACUUCCAGAGAUUUGGGCACUCGACUACGAUCGUGGGCUUGGAGAGGAAGGACGAUGGAAGUAGGAAUUUGCUGGUGUUCGACCCUAGCUAUGCCACCUCAGCGGCCGUGGGACGGUUGUUGGCGGGCAGAAAUGCAUGGGCCGGACAUGAUGCGGUGCUGAAGGCUUAUCGGAGGAGCGAUAUGAGUUUGAGCCGGUGGGAUGAGUUUGAGAUCAUUGCGCCGAGGGUGGAUGGUACUAAGCGGUGA
Molecule: messenger RNA, 1434 nt
Organism: Saxophila tyrrhenica
Lineage: Eukaryota; Fungi; Ascomycota; Dothideomycetes; Mycosphaerellales; Extremaceae
Exons: 1
Coding region: 1-1434 (477 amino acids)
Source: RefSeq, a predicted model, not a curated record